GGAAUGUUCAACACCUGUGAUUUCUGUUCAAUCACUCAAGUGCUGUUGGGCUCCCUGCCAGUCUUGCUUAGUGGUUCAAAUUAAAUGGUAUCCUUUCUGUCCAAGGAGCUUCUGUAUACCAAGCCAUUUUUUUUUGUGUGUGGUAGUUGUUGUACCUAGCCAGGCAUUAUGACAGAAUAUACUCUGCAAGUGACUACAGGAAGCAUGCUGCAUGCAGGAACAUUUGAUAACUUGUAUGUUACUCUAAUCGGUUCUGAGAGGCAAUCGGAGCGCACCCAGCUGACCAGUUUUGGGUUAGAUGAUAAAACUGGAAAGGUGGGAACGUAUUCUGUGACGACAUUUUUUUCUUUAGGAUGUCUUCUUCUCCUCAAGUUGGAGAAGGAUCCUUUCCAUGAGUCCCUGGAAAAGGAUUGGUUUUGCUCCACAAUAGUGGUGAAGACUCCAGAGAAUGAUGAAAUUCUUUUCCCCUGUCACAGAUGGAUGUCUAGGGGGGAAAUUGCGUUGUUGAGAGGUGGAAGAGCUACAAAACCUUCCGAAGAUCUCCAUCCUCGACUAGUAGAGCAACGGAAAAAAGAAUUGGUCCAACAAAAAUUAAUGUACAAAUGGGAGAAGUAUGAAGAUGGCGUCUCAUACAUCUCAAACAUCAAGGAUCUAAAAGCUCUUUCUGCAGAUAUCAGCUACUCCUUCUUAAAAGCCUUUCAAUUUAAACACAUAGGUGAACUAAUAUCAGCUGAGCUCAACAUGAAAAAUCUGACAGAUGAGCCCUGGGAAAGCUUCGAGGCCAUGAAGGGCUUCUCCUGGUUAAAAAAGUCCCCCUUCUUAGACUAUAUGUUUCAGCACUGGAAGGACAAUGACUUUUAUGGAUACCAGUUUCUUAAUGGCCCCAACCCCAAUGUGAUCCAACGCUGCUCAAAACUUCCUUCCAACUUCCCUGUCACAGAGGAAAUGGUGAAACCGUUUCUGGCCAAUGGAAGCUCUUUGACUGCAGAGAUCAAGAAGGGCAAUAUAUUCAUUAUCGAUUACAAGAUCAUGGAUGAUCUACCUCAGAAACUUAUUGAUGGUAAACCGGCACCUCUGACUCCUGCACUCUGCCUGCUGUACCUGAAUCCAGAGAAGAAACUACUGCCCAUAGCAAUUCAGCUUGGUCAGAAGCCUGUAGAGGAGACCCCAAUUUUUCUGCCGAGUGACUUGGAGUCUGACUGGCUGUUGGCCAAGAUAUAUGUGAAGCAUGCGGAUGCCCUCUACAGUGCAGUGAUUGCUCAUUUGCAGGACACUCAUCUACUGGCAGAAGUUUUUACAAUGGCAACAUAUCGAAAUCUCCCAAAGAAUCACCCACUGUACAAGCUGCUGAUGCCCCAUCAUCGAUACACCCUCCACAUAAGCAUCUUGGCUCGUGCUCGACUUCACGGCCCUGGAAGACUUCUUACAAAAUUUUCUCUUGGAGCAGAUGCAAUAACAGAACUAUUAAGGAAAGCGCUCUCCCAGACGACGUACACUUCCCUCUGUCUACCUGAAAACAUUGCAGCUAGAGGACUAGAGUCCAUCCCCAACUUUUAUUACAGAGACGAUGCACUGAGGCUGUGGAGCAUCAUCAACAGCUUUGUCAAGGCAGUGGUGGUAUUUUAUUAUCCAUCUGACAGUGAAGUGUCUGGAGACUCUGAGCUCCAGGAAUGGGUCAAUGAGAUCUUCUACUAUGGAUUUCUGGGAAAUGAUAACUCAGGAAUCCCUUCAAGCUUUCAAACUGUGGAGGAACUGAUCAGGUUUGUCACUAUGGUGAUUUUCACAUCAUCAGUCCAGCAUGCUGCGGUUAACAGUCCACAGUUAGAUUUUCUAGGUUGGAUUCCCAAUGCUCCAUUUGUGCUGCACCAACCUCAACCAACAACAAAAGGGCAGUCGAGCAUGGAGGCCAUCUUGGCGACUCUGCCAAAUAAAUCACUUUCAGGACUUCAGUCUUCACUUAUGUGGAGGCUCAGCGAGAUGUCUGAUGACUUUGUACCUCUGGGUACUUAUCCCCAGCAACGCUUUGAUGAGCCUGCAGUCUUGCAGAUGAUCAAGGAUUUUCAAGCCGAGCUGUCCUCCCUCAAUGUGGCCAUUACCAAGAGGAACUCUGAGCUUGAGCUGCCUUAUUAUUACCUGAACCCUAAAGAAAUAGAAAACAGUGUAACCCAAUAGCAGAUGAAGAGCAUAAUGUCAUCGGUAAACAAGCUGUCACAGCUUUGUUGUAUGACAUAUUGCUACCAAUAUUGUGAUUAAUGUACUGUAAGUGACACUGUUAGUUUAUCCUGAAAGUAAAGAUUGAGACUUAUGUGGGUGAUGUACUUUGUUUUAUUAGGUAGGUGAGAGUACCUAUACAAUACAUGGUGUUUGUGAUCUGAACUAAUCCAUUGAGCUCCUUGAUCAGGUGAUAGCCAGGCAUUCCUCAUGCUCUGGAUCUGCAGUUGAAAGCAACUGUGGCACCUCGAUCCUGUAAGGUUAUCUUUGGUAAAAAGAUUCAUGAUACCCGAAAAGAGAAUUGUGAUCACUUUGAUCCACUGAUGUUUCAUCUGAUGCCACUUUUGGAUCAAACUUUGAAUGCCUAUUCUGUAAUCUAAUUAUGGAGGUAUCUGCAUUUG
Messenger RNA from Larimichthys crocea (large yellow croaker), 2612 nucleotides. RefSeq names its product hydroperoxide isomerase ALOXE3. The coding region runs from base 169 to 2172 and encodes 667 amino acids. Gene Ontology annotation, molecular function: iron ion binding; oxidoreductase activity, acting on single donors with incorporation of molecular oxygen, incorporation of two atoms of oxygen; protein binding. The record is from RefSeq and is a predicted model, not a curated record. NCBI's taxonomy places the organism in Eukaryota, Metazoa, Chordata, Actinopteri, Sciaenidae. The transcript is spliced from 14 exons. Gene Ontology annotation, biological process: lipid oxidation.